AAAUUAUUAUUUGGAGGUUGGGCUGGCCCAUUGUCCCGUAUGUAGUGUAGGUUCUGUUUCUGAUUGUCUCAGACGAAUGGAAGAGCACGGAGUUGUCCCAGAUGUUGUAGAUGUUGCUCCAGCAAGCACAGCCGAGAUUCAUUACGGCUCCAUCAAAGUACAGCAGGGCAAUGUUCUAACGCCUACGCAAGUUAAAGAUCCCCCGACAACAGUCAAUUGGCCGACAGAACCAGGAGCUUUGUACACUAUUGUAAUGACAGACCCAGAUGCACCAAGUCGUAAAGAUCCAAAAUUCAGAGAAUGGCACCAUUGGAUUGUUGGUAAUAUCCCUGGAACAGACAUUGCCAAAGGAGUCGUACUAUCUGAGUACAUCGGAGCCGGACCACCACAGGGUACUGGACUUCACCGCUACGUCUUCUUGAUCUACAAACAGCCUGCUGCAGUGGAAUUCAAGGUCCCAAAGCUUACAAAUACGUCUACAAAUGGUCGCCCUAAGUUUAAAGUUCGAUCUUUUGCUGCUGACCAUGGUUUGAGGUCUGCUGUUGCUGGAAACUUCUUUCAAGCUGAGUGGGAUGACUAUGUGCCCAAGUUGUAUGCUCAAUUUAAGUGAUAACCAGUCUUUGUUGCCAUUUUUGCAAACAGUUGACUGCGCUAUUGGUUUUUGCAAUCUUAGUUGUAACAUGUUGCAACUAUUGUGUUGAUCAAG
Molecule: messenger RNA, 706 nt
Organism: Corticium candelabrum
Lineage: Eukaryota; Metazoa; Porifera; Homoscleromorpha; Homosclerophorida; Plakinidae
Product: protein D3-like
Exons: 4
Coding region: 77-610 (177 amino acids)
Source: RefSeq, a predicted model, not a curated record